AUGAAGCACACCGGUUGUGGGGAUUUUUAUGGCGAUGAAAGUUACUUCAAUUCACGGAUCGAUAUUGGUGAUGAAGGUGAAGAGGUGAAAGAUAACUUUACACAAGAAAGUGAAGGUGGCUACGAAGAUACAUCUAAUGAAAAUGAGAGUGAAAAUGAAUCAGGUCAAAGUCUUGAUGAUUGUGACGGUACGAGAUCUGAUGAAAAUGAAAGUGUCAACAAUAGCAUUUUAUAUUCACCUGGUGGAUCUAAUAAGUUGUGGAAACCUAGUGUCGCGAAAGAAUUUAUGCCUGAUGAGCAGGUUACAUUCGAAUCACUAACACAUGCAAUCAAUAUGUAUAGAAAAUAUGCAGAACAUGCUGGGUUUGAUGUUCGGUUGAACACAACUACAAGGUUUCGGCAUGACAAAUCAAUAAUGAAGAUAAAGUAUGUUGUUUUCAAUCGCGGUGGUAAAAUACCAGAUAGAAGCCUGGAUACAAUGGAUACAAAUAAUGGUGGAAGGAAACAUAGGAAUUCAAACUUUAUUGUAACGGAUUGUAAAGCAUUGAUAAAUUUCGAACGUUUUAGUAUUGGAACAAAUGAGUUUCAAAUUAGAGUUUCAAGAGCUGCACAACCACCCUACAAGGAGUUUAUUAUACGCGCAACAACAACAAAUGUGGGUGCAACAAAGGCGCAUAAACUUCGUGCUGUGUUAAAAGGUGGAUAUGAGUGUGUUGGUCCCGAAGAGAGUGAUUACAAAGAUUGUAGGAAAAAAUUGGGUAACAUUAUAGGCAACAAGGAUGUGCAAUUGGUAGUGAAUAAAAUGAAUGAGAGGAAAACAUAUUAUCCAGAUUAUUCCUUUGAGUAUAAAUGUGUCGAUAGCGUGUUAAAUGCUAUGUUCUGGGCUGAUGAAACAGAUAAGGUAUUCUACAAGGAGUUUGGAGAUUUGAUAUCUUUUGACGCUACCUUGCGAACAAAUAAGUAA
Molecule: messenger RNA, 963 nt
Organism: Lactuca sativa (garden lettuce)
Lineage: Eukaryota; Viridiplantae; Streptophyta; Magnoliopsida; Asterales; Asteraceae
Product: protein FAR1-RELATED SEQUENCE 5-like
Source: RefSeq, a predicted model, not a curated record